Molecule: messenger RNA, 2931 nt
Organism: Schistocerca piceifrons (Central American locust)
Lineage: Eukaryota; Metazoa; Arthropoda; Insecta; Orthoptera; Acrididae
Exons: 7
Coding region: 1-1818 (605 amino acids)
Source: RefSeq, a predicted model, not a curated record
AUGGCGGGCGCGGGUACGGGCUCUCCGCAGCCGCCGCGCGAGGUGCACUUCUGGCCGCUCGUGUCCGAGGUGAGCUGGCGCGGCGACGCCGAGCGCAAGUCGUCGCGCCUGCCGCACUUCUUGCAGCGCUUCUCGCUGCACCGCUUCAGGAAGGAGCGGGACAAGGGCAAGGACAGGGAGAAGGGAAAGGGCGGAGCCGGCAGCGGCCGUGCGGAAGCGGCGGCCGGCGCGAAGCGGGCGGCCGACGGCGGCGGCGAGGGCGAAGGCGGCGAGCAGCUGGUGCGCUGGGUGCCGCUGCGCGCCAAGCCGCCGCUGCCGCCGCAGACGCACGCCCCCGCGCGCCGCCUGCUCGAAACCAGCCUCGACGCCGACGCCACCCCCGCAGCCCCCGCCGCCCCAGCCGCCGACGCGGCCGACUCUGCACACCAGCUGGCCCCGCCCGCCGGCGCACCCCUGCGCGCCAAGUCCGUCGAGUUCCUGCUCGACAAGGAGAACCACGCCGCCGCACAGCCCCCUGAGAAUGAGCUGCAGAAGAUUGGGUGCAACAGGACGAUGUCUGAACACCAGAUGCGCGUGCAGCGCUCGCUGCAGAAGCUGCACGUGCCCGACUGGUAUAAGAAGUCGACGGUGGCCAGCCGGCCCGAGGGCUUCUUGCUCAAGCGCGGCAGCACCAACUCGGCGCUGCACCACUGGCCCGGCCUCGGCUCCAAGACCACGUCGCUCUCCAGCCUCGGCUCGACCAGCCUAACCGCCUCGCGCUCGCCGACUAGGAAGCACUGCUGGAACCGACCGGCUAACUCCCCUCAUCAAAGCAUCCAGACACAUCGUCAAAGACAGACUCCGGCUUUCGAAGAGCUUAAACAACCCAGCGACAGUCAACAGUUCAGAGGCAACCUGCUGAGCCCGAGCCCGGGCCCGCACGUGUACAUGCGCUGGAGCACGAGCCGGCUCAACAGCGGCGGCACGUCUGCGAGCACGUCGCCGUGCGGGUCGCUGCGCUCGUCGUUCAACUACCGCCAGCCGUACCUGGGCUGGCGCUCGCAGGAGCGGCUGACGCAGCCGCGCACGCCCGCGGAGCGUCUCGCCGCCGGCCUGCUGCCAAAGCUCAACCCGCCUCGGCCGCCGCACCCGGACGCCGACGCGGACGCUGACGCCGAAGCCGACAAAGCCGCUGGCGAUGAAAAGGUCUCAAAUUUGUCCGAAGUCCAGACAUCUAUAAAAGAAGUGACAUCAGCCAUUGUCCACUAUGUUUCUGGAGUCAAGGAUGGCCAAAAUGAAAACAUGCCAAGCAGCAACAGGCACAGCCCACGAGGCAGUGGACGACUCUGCUGGUUAGAGAGCUCAUUUGUGGGGAGCAGACCAUUAGAUUCACCGGAAACUCCGCUCCUGCUUACAAGCACAAAAACAUUUGGCAGUGACAGUGAUCCUACUGCUACCAAUAUUGGCAUGGUACCCAUGGACAAGAGUGGCACUGCAGCAAAUGAACUGUAUCUGGAGCUUAGUAAUACAGCCACUGAAACCUUCAACACACGUCAGUUGAAUGGAGCACCUUGCAAAAGGCCAAGUCCAAGUUCAACCACACUGGAAGAUGUACUGGACUCGUUACUGGGCUUACCUCCAGCUUCUCGGUCACCCAGUCCAGGACCUGUUCAUGCAACUGACUUCGCAGGAUUAAAACUUGGCAGAAUGAGGCCAUCCAUGCUGGAGCAGUGUCAUCUGGAGGAAAUGGACCACCAAUGCAGUAAAUGCAGUAACAGUGAAAGACAUUUACAGUGUAAGUGUGGAAACAAUAUUAAUCAGUCAUUUGCAAACAGUUGACUAUGUUCUAAAAUAAUCAGUAUGUAGAAAACAGUGGUUGGCUGUAUGUUCAAAUGUGCUAGAAGUGUGAUAUACUAUAUAAAAAUGCAUCCUUUUAAUUAAUCUUGACUUCACCAGUGAAACUGAAUUUAUUAUGUGUCAUAUGUCUGAAUAUAAACAGUUGUUUACCCAAAGCUUAAAUUUUUAUGCCAGUUGUUGCUUGUAUACACUGUACAGCCAGGCGCUCAUAUAAUUAUUGUGAAUGUAUGGUUAAGGUAUCGGUUAGGCAGAGAAAUGCAAUGUAUGACCUAAAUUUAUGUGUAAAAUAUGUCCCUGAAGUGGAUGAAGCCCAUCAUAGUGUUCCUGCAGAAUAAAAUAUGCUGCAAUAGCAGAAGCCUUUAUUUAGACUGUUUUGUGAGCUGUAUACUGUCUGAUGUUACCUGAAAAUAAUAAACAAAUGUUAUUCUUGACACCAAGUUACUGUGAUAUAAGCUUACCUAAUGUAAUACUUCAAUGUAGCUCAAUUUAUUGUGUAUUACCUAUAAAAUGUAGAUGUUCUCCUGAAUUAAUUUAUAAUUAAGAAAUGAUUGAUGACAAGCAGAAAAAUCCAGUGUAUUAUAUUAAUUAAAAUAUUGUGAGCUGGAUUAGUGAGGAAUCUGUGGUUAACCAUUAUCAUCAGUACAAGUUGUAUAAAGCUAACCUGAAUAGUAUUAAUAUAUUAUUUUAGUCAUACCUUCUUGGGCUGUCAGGCACAUCUACCAGGAUGUACCUUGCUCUAAGACAGAUCUUUGCUGGGCCACAAUGGUAAACCUACAGUGCCUUUGUCAGCUAUAUUAUGUGUUGUUUUCAUCUAUUCUAUUCCUGGAAAACUGAGAAAUAAAUCUCUUUACACCAUGACCCAACUAUCUAACAUGUGUUACUCGUAUAUGUUAGUGAUAUAAUUGUCAUUUCCAUAAGUGUCCAGUUAAGUAACAAGGUUUAUAAUCAGGGUGAUAGAAGCAAUCCUAGUGAUGCAAAGCUUAUUGGACUGUAGCUACAAAUGCUGAGAAACUAUGUGAGAUACUAUAUAUGUAAGUUAUGAUGGAGCAAAGAAUAAUUAUGGUACUAUAAAAUCUUAUUCUCAGCUAUUAAAUU